Molecule: messenger RNA, 954 nt
Organism: Paramecium tetraurelia
Lineage: Eukaryota; Ciliophora; Oligohymenophorea; Peniculida; Parameciidae
Exons: 5
Molecular function (GO): protein binding
Source: RefSeq, a predicted model, not a curated record
AUGAAAGAGUGUGAAAUUUAAUAAAAUGAUUCGAUUGAAAUGAUUAGAAUGCCCUUAGUGUUUUUAUUGGAUUUAAGAUUAGAAUGUGAUAAUUUGAAUCAUUAAUUUUUUUAUAUAUUUUUAAGUAAUUAAUGUUUUAAGCAGAAGAAAAAACCUUAUCAGAGCAACAAUUAAUUCUACAUCUAAUCCAUCAAAAUGAUUAUGAUACUCUCAAAGAAUUGGGCAUAAAUAAAGGUAUUUAUGGUUGAGUUUCAAAUAGCAAAUAUCAAUUUUUUGGAGUCCUUUAAUGAGAUUGAAGUAGAUUAGAAAAUAUCACCUUUGAUUUGUGCAUGUUACUUGGGAAGACUUGAGAUAGUGAAACUGUUGCUUUCUAAUACAUAAGUUGAUGUUGAUUUAGCAAGUAUGGAUUCAGGAUAAACUCCAUUAUCGAUUGCAGCCAUGACAGGAAAUUAUGAAAUUCUAAAAAUACUCCUUGACGCUGGAGCUGAAGUUAACAAGCCCAAUACCUUUAAUUAGACUGCGUUUAUUAUGUGUUUUGCACGAUUAGAAGAAGAAAAAAAUGUAUUUGAAAAUCGAAAAAUUUGUUUCAAAAUGGCUGAAUUGUUACUUCAUUACGGAGCCGACAUCAAUUGGAUUGUCGAUAAAACUCACGGGUUCAAUCUCCUGAUGUAGUUAUGUUCAAUAAGGAUGGAAUUGAAUUAGAAAGAAGCUGACAUCAACUAUUAGAUAAUUAAAUUCCUAAUUGAAAAUGGAGCCUAAAAGGACUUGUAAUCAUUAAAAGGGAAAAAGGCAUCGGACCUACUAAAAAAACAUUCAAAUAGAGAUAAAUUGAUGGAAUUGCUUCAAUCCACAUAAUAGUUAUACUUUUAUGGAAAACAGAAAAACAGCAGCAGAAAUUCCAAUCAACAAUAACAACUUCUUAUCAGGAAUGUUCCAAGACAAUAAAAAGUCUGA